This is a messenger RNA of Pan troglodytes (chimpanzee), 3687 nucleotides long. RefSeq names its product leucine rich repeat neuronal 2 (gene LRRN2). The record is from RefSeq and is a predicted model, not a curated record. The transcript has 3 exons. Bases 865 to 3006 code for a protein of 713 amino acids. NCBI's taxonomy places the organism in Eukaryota, Metazoa, Chordata, Mammalia, Primates, Hominidae. Gene Ontology annotation, molecular function: protein binding.
CCGGGUGUGUGUGCGUUAGGUAGAGGGGGCCUCUGGCCACUCAGGAGUUAAAAUGGCAGCGGGACUGGAGGGGGUUGGCGUGGCAUGCAGACUGGGAGGAGGCGACCGGAGUGGGCUGGGGAGGUUGGGAGAGCGGCGGAGAAGCGAGUGAGGAGGGCGAGCGCGAAGCCGGGAGGAGGGGCGCGCGUGGAGGGGGUGCCGGGCGCCGCGAGGGCCUGCUCCGGGCACCUGCGAACGCGCGGCGCUCUGAAGCAGCGCCUGGCUCUCGCCCGCCAGCCCCCGGCCACGACGCGCCCAGGGCGCGGAGAGGGGGUGGGGACGGAUUGGGAUUCUGCCAUCGCCCUCACCGGCUGGGCCCUGGAGCCGCUCCCAGGAUAACUCCACGUUGGGGAGGGCGCCCGCCGAGCCUCCCCGGCCUGUGCAGACGGCGCGCGCGGCGGGAGGGCGCGGACCAGCGUCCCCAGCCCGGCCCUGGGCGGAAGGCGAGCGGAGCGCGGCCGCGCGGGCAGCGGACGGCAGACGGUGCCCGGCGCCCACCGGUUAGGGGCAAUUCAAAGGAGGAGUUGAAGCAUUAUCUUCCUAAAGAGAAUGGAACCUCACCUGGGAAGACGAAAUGGACUGCUGGGGAGGAUAGACUGGGCUGCCCCUGAUGGGGCCUGGCAAUGACUGAGCAGGCCCAGCCCCAGAGGACAAGGAAGAGAAGCCAUAUUGAGGAGGGCAAGAAGUGACGCCCGGUGUAGAAUGACUGCCCUGGGAGGGUGGUUCCUUGGGCCCUGGCAGGGUUGCUGACCCUUACCCUGCAAAACACAAAGAGCAGGACUCCAGACUCUUCUUGUGAAUGGUCCCCUGCCCUGCAGCUCCACCAUGAGGCUUCUUGUGACCCCACUCUUGCUAGCUUGGGUGGCUGGUGCCACUGCCGCUGUGCCCGUGGUACCCUGGCAUGUUCCCUGCCCCCCUCAGUGUGCCUGCCAGAUCCGGCCCUGGUAUACGCCCCGCUCGUCCUACCGCGAGGCUACCACUGUGGACUGCAAUGACCUAUUCCUGACGGCAGUCCCCCCGGCACUCCCCGCAGGCACACAGACCCUGCUCCUGCAGAGCAACAGCAUUGUCCGUGUGGACCAGAGUGAACUGGGCUACCUGGCCAAUCUCACAGAGCUGGACCUGUCCCAGAACAGCUUUUCGGAUGCCCGAGACUGUGAUUUCCAUGCCCUGCCCCAGCUGCUGAGCCUGCACCUAGAGGAGAACCAGCUGACCCGGCUGGAGGACCACAGCUUUGCAGGGCUGGCCAGCCUACAGGAACUCUAUCUCAACCACAACCAGCUCUACCGCAUCACCCCCAGGGCCUUUUCUGGCCUCAGCAACUUGCUGCGGCUGCACCUCAACUCCAACCUCCUGAGGGCCAUUGACAGCCGCUGGUUCGAAAUGCUGCCCAACUUGGAGAUACUCAUGAUUGGCGGCAACAAGGUAGAUGCCAUCCUGGACAUGAACUUCCGGCCCCUGGCCAACCUGCGUAGCCUGGUGCUAGCAGGCAUGAACCUGCGGGAGAUCUCUGACUAUGCCCUGGAGGGGCUGCAAAGCCUGGAGAGCCUCUCCUUCUAUGACAACCAGCUGGCCCGGGUGCCCAGGCGGGCACUGGAACAGGUGCCCGGGCUCAAGUUCCUAGACCUCAACAAGAACCCGCUCCAGCGGGUAGGGCCGGGGGACUUUGCCAACAUGCUGCACCUUAAGGAGCUGGGGCUGAACAACAUGGAGGAGCUGGUCUCCAUCGACAAGUUUGCCCUGGUGAACCUCCCCGAGCUGACCAAGCUGGACAUCACCAAUAACCCACGGCUGUCCUUCAUCCACCCCCGCGCCUUCCACCACCUGCCCCAGAUGGAGACCCUCAUGCUCAACAACAACGCUCUCAGUGCCUUGCACCAGCAGACGGUGGAGUCCCUGCCCAACCUGCAGGAGGUAGGUCUCCACGGCAACCCCAUCCGCUGUGACUGUGUCAUCCGCUGGGCCAAUGCCACGGGCACCCGUGUCCGCUUCAUCGAGCCACAAUCCACCCUGUGUGCGGAGCCUCCGGACCUCCAGCGCCUCCCGGUCCGUGAGGUGCCCUUCCGGGAGAUGACGGACCACUGUUUGCCCCUCAUCUCCCCACGAAGCUUCCCCCCAAGCCUCCAGGUAGCCAGUGGAGAGAGCAUGGUGCUGCAUUGCCGGGCACUGGCCGAACCCGAACCCGAGAUCUACUGGGUCACUCCAGCCGGGCUUCGACUGACACCUGCCCAUGCAGGCAGGAGGUACCGGGUGUACCCCGAGGGGACCCUGGAGCUGCGGAGGGUGACAGCAGAAGAGGCAGGGCUAUACACCUGUGUGGCCCAGAACCUGGUGGGGGCUGACACUAAGACGGUUAGUGUGGUUGUGGGCCGUGCUCUCCUCCAGCCAGGCAGGGACGAAGGACAGGGGCUGGAGCUCCGGGUGCAGGAGACCCACCCCUAUCACAUCCUGCUAUCUUGGGUCACCCCACCCAACACAGUGUCCACCAACCUCACCUGGUCCAGUGCCUCCUCCCUCCGGGGCCAGGGGGCCACAGCUCUGGCCCGUCUGCCUCGGGGAACCCACAGCUACAACAUUACCCGCCUCCUUCAGGCCACGGAGUACUGGGCCUGCCUGCAAGUGGCCUUUGCUGAUGCCCACACCCAGUUGGCUUGUGUAUGGGCCAGGACCAAAGAGGCCACUUCUUGCCACAGAGCCUUAGGGGACCGUCCUGGGCUCAUUGCCAUCCUGGCUCUCGCUGUCCUUCUCCUGGCAGCUGGGCUAGCGGCCCACCUUGGCACAGGCCAACCCAGGAAGGGUGUGGGUGGGAGGCGGCCUCUCCCUCCAGCCUGGGCUUUCUGGGGCUGGAGUGCCCCUUCUGUCCGGGUUGUGUCUGCUCCCCUCGUCCUGCCCUGGAAUCCAGGGAGGAAGCUGCCCAGAUCCUCAGAAGGGGAGACACUGUUGCCACCAUUGUCUCAAAAUUCUUGAAGCUCAGCCUGUUCUCAGCAGUAGAGAAAUCACUAGGACUACUUUUUACCAAAAGAGAAGCAGUCUGGGCCAGAUGCCCUGCCAGGAAAGGGACAUGGACCCACGUGCUUGAGGCCUGGCAGCUGGGCCAAGACAGAUGGGGCUUUGUGGCCCUGGGGGUGCUUCUGCAGCCUCGAAAAAGUUGCCCUUACCUCCUAGGGUCACCUCUGCUGCCAUUCUGAGGAACAUCUCCAAGGAACAGGAGGGACUCUGGCUAGAGCCUCCCGCCUCCCCAUCUUCUCUCUGCCCAGAGGCUCCUGGGCCUGGCUUGGCUGUCCCCUACCUGUGUCCCCGGGCUGCACCCCUUCCUCUUCUCUUUCUCUGUACAGUCUCAGUCGCUUGCUCUUGUGCCUCCUGGGCAAGGGCUGAAGGAGGCCACUCCAUCUCACCUCGGGGGGCUGCCCUCAAUGUGGGAGUGACCCCAGCCAGAUCUGAAGGACAUUUGGGAGAGGGAUGCCCAGGAACGCCUCAUCUCAGCAGCCUGGGCUCGGCAUUCCGAAGCUGACUUUCUAUAGGCAAUUUUGUACCUUUGUGGAGAAAUGUGUCACCUCUCCCAACCCGAUUCACUCUUUUCUCCUGUUUUGUAAAAAAUAAAAAUAAAUAAUAACAAUAAUACGGGGGAAAGGAACGAAAGGAAAAUAA